ACGUAUCCAGUGGCGUGUCCAGUGACGAAUCCAUUUGACGCGUCCAACGCAUGCGUCUUGUCCUCCGGAAACACCUAUAAGCGUCCGGAAACACCUUCGUGCCUCAGACGACAGCGGCUUUUCGAAGCUUCGACAGCGGCUUUUCGACGGCGGCUUUUCUCUGAAGUGGACACUUUUCGUCAAGCUCUCGGCUCUCUCCCACCUGCUUGCUACCCAGGACCGGUACGCGGCUUUCCACCAUGGCCUCAGAGACUGAGAAUAUUAUGUGUCUCACCACAGAAAAUGCAGAGAUUCCAGCUGAUUUUGUGGAGCUGCAGUCACUUGAUGAUAUCGAGACAGUUUCUUUGGAAACCAAUGUAAGCCAAACCAUUGAAGUAUAUGGAGAUGUAGGUGUCGAUUGGGCACAUGGUGGCCACUACCACUCUCCUCUUACGGCUCUGCAGCCACUUUCGGGCAACAACCUGAGUAAUGGCGAUCAUGAUCAGGAAAUGAUUAUCUUGCAGACACGAGAGGAGGUAGUGGACUACCAAGACUCAGACAACCUACUAUUCGGUACUGAAUUUGAAAGCAAGAUGGUUUUCCCACUUGAAGAUGACUAUCUCCAGCCAACCACUGCCUCUUUUUCUGGCUUCAUGGUGGCAGAGAAUGGUCAAGAUGAGCUCAGCCCCUAUGGAGGGAAUCUCUGUAGUUUGACGACCCUGAUCGAGGCAGGUGCAGAAGAGAGUGUGAACCCUGACCUGGGUGACAAACAGUGGGAGCAGAAGCAGAUACAACUCGAUGAUCUUGAUGGAGAAUUUCCCUUCAACAUGUGGGAGGAUGACAAUGAAAAAGAAGAUCCCCUGGCUGAAGAACAAGCUGGUGGUGAGUCACCCCCCGAUUAUUCCGAGUAUAUGACAGGAAAGAAAUUUCCUCCUGAAGGAAUACCUGGCAUUGAUCUUUCUGAUCCCAAACAACUGGCAGAAUUUACUAGCAUGAAACCCAAAAAGCCAAAAGGAGACUUUCCAAGACCCGUAGCAUGCUCUCAUAAAGGCUGUGGGAAGAUGUUCAAAGAUAAUUCUGCUAUGAGAAAGCACUUGCAUAUCCAUGGGCCUAGAGUGCAUGUCUGUGCAGAAUGUGGUAAAGCUUUUAUAGAGAGUUCGAAGCUGAAACGUCAUCAGCUGGUUCACACUGGAGAGAAGCCCUACCAGUGUACCUUUGAAGGCUGUGGCAGACGCUUUUCCCUGGAUUUCAAUUUGCGAACACACGUGCGAAUCCAUACUGGAGACAAACCCUUUGUGUGCCCAUUUGAUGCCUGCAACAAGAAGUUUGCUCAGUCGACAAACCUGAAGUCGCAUAUCUUAACACAUGUUAAGAACAAGAAUGACCAGUAAAAAGAAGUGAGAAGAUCCUUUUGAAGCCUGGGAAGUAUUUUACAGUAAUGUGCCUGUUUAAUGUGCCCCUUGUUUGAAUAGUUUCUAGGAAAUGAAUUGUACAUAUUUGAGGUUUAUGUUUUGAUAGAGCAAAAGUUAAAAGUUUUAUGUUGGUAAGAUGCUCUAUUUUAUACUGCAGUGGUGUUUUUUCGACGUUUAACAGGAGACUAAUUCACAAACCUUAUAUUCUUGCUAAAGAUGGCCUGCAUUCAUUUUAUGCUGGAGGGUUUUUUUGAGGUAUUUGGUUAACAAGAGGCUAAACCGUGAGCCUCAUAUUCCUAAGAUAUCCUAUCUUCUACAGUGGUAAUUUUAUGAAACUUGGUUUCAACAAGAGACUAUUUCAAGAGCUAGAUAUCCCAAGAUGACCUGUUUUAUUCUGCAGUGGAAUUUUUAUGAAGCUUGCUUUCAUCGGACUAAUUCAAAUGGUCUGUGCUAUUUUGCACUGAAGUUUUUUGAGAAGUUUGAUUUCAACAGGAGACUAAAUUAGAAACCCUAUUGUCAAUAAGAUAUUCUAAGAGAUGAUUUUCUUGUGAAGUUUGGUUUCAACGGGACUAAAUCUCAAACCUCAUAUUGCUCAGGUAUCCUAUCUUCUGCAAUGGUGUCUUUUUGAAGCUUGGUUUGUUUCAACAAGAGACAAUUUCACGAACUUCAUAUGCUAAAAUGACCUGUAUUAUUCUACAAAUGGUAUUUUUAUGAAACUUCAACAAACUUCAUUUUGCUAAGGUGCCCUGUAUUACUCAAGUAGUGUUAUUGUAAAGUUGAUUUUGACAUAGAAAACUCAUGAACCUCAAAACAUAAUGUUGCUAAUAUGCCCUGCUUUGCUCUGUAGUGGUGUUUAUUGAAGUUUGGUUUCAACAGGAGACUUAAUUCAUGAGCCUCAUAUUUUUGUUAAGAUGUCCUGUCUUAUUUUGCAGUGGUUUUUCUGUAAAAUUUGGUUUUGACAGGAAAAUAAUUCAUGAAAUUCAUGUCAAAUUACAUUUCUUUAUCCAACUAUGUGAAAAUGGGACUUUUGUAUUCUCAUAAAUAUGAAGUUUACUUACUAUGUUUUAAAAAUGUAUAUUCUAAAUGCUCAUGUUUAUACUUUUAGGAAUAUGUUUAGUAAUUGUAUAUCUGAUUUCUGUGGAGUUGAUGUUUGUAAAAGUAGUCUUUAAAAAAAUGACAGUUUUAUACAUUCAUAUUAUUCUGAUAAAGAAACUUUAUAGGUUUGUUUGUUGUCUUAAGUUUGGCAGUAUUCCUUGAUACCAAGACAUUUUGCAUAAGUUUCUUUUAUUUGUAUUGUACAGUAUAGAACGUUAGAUGACAUAAUUUUAUUAGCCAGUUUAAGCAUCUUUUAAUCACUUUAUCUCGUUCCUGAAUACUAUUUAGAGUGCUAGUGUUGAGUGUAAUUUCUUUAAUCAAUUAAGAGUAGUGUUGAUUGCAUAAUAUUUUGUCUUCAAAUUGAUUGCAAGUUUGAUGUAUACUUUCAUGUAAUAGAAAAAGCAAAAAUAAAACUGUUUGAAGAGUU
Molecule: messenger RNA, 2913 nt
Organism: Arvicanthis niloticus (Nile rat)
Lineage: Eukaryota; Metazoa; Chordata; Mammalia; Rodentia; Muridae
Gene: Yy2
Product: YY2 transcription factor
Biological process (GO): regulation of transcription by RNA polymerase II
Cellular component (GO): PcG protein complex; chromatin; transcription regulator complex
Molecular function (GO): RNA polymerase II cis-regulatory region sequence-specific DNA binding; DNA-binding transcription factor activity, RNA polymerase II-specific
Source: RefSeq, a predicted model, not a curated record